CGUUUAUUGGCGUGGCUUAGAAGGAAGUAACGCGAUCUGGCUUGCCCCUCCCCACUGAGGUUAACCUCUAUUUCGCCUUGACAAUACUGCUAUAUUUUCCAGCUGCAAGGGUGUCCAGAAGGAUAUUUUCUUCCUUCUCACACCCAAUGUAUUUGGAGGAUCUUGUGAAACAGCUAAUCGCGGUUUCCUAUAGCUUUAUUGAACUGAUGAGUAGGCCUACCAAAGAAACACCUCACAGCUACAYAGUUCUCAUCGGGCGUGUGUGUAUGAAUGACUUGACCAGAAGCUCUGAAUACGGCGUGACAAGAACAACCUGUUGACCGGAGCCAAAAUGCUGUCUAGUACAUUCCUUACUGGACCUUUGCGUAUCAUCUUGGUGGGGAUCCUUGGUCUAGGAGGAUUUCUGAUGCUGUUUGUAAUGUACUAUCAAUCAGCUCCAWCUCAGAUCUGCUCUCCCCAACCUGCUUUGCCACGUCAUUACUCAAAGCCACCUGAGAACAGUUCCUUGUCUAAGAAGCAGCCAGAACCAGACAAGCCCAUCAUGCUGUUGUGGUUCUGGCCUGAAAGCCGCAGGUUUGAUUUUAGCGAUUGCACCACUUUCUUCAACAUUGAUGGCUGCCAACUGACAGAUGACCGGUCUCUGUACAACAAGGCAGACGGGGUGCUCAUCUUUCACAAAUCCAUCAACCACGAUUUAUCCAACUUGCCUCCAUCACCUCGACCACCAUUCCAGAAGUGGAUCUGGUACCAUGUGGAAUCACCUACAAACACAAUUAGGAUACCUGGUCUAGAGAACCUUUUCAACUUGACCUUGAGUUAUAGGGAAGAUGCAGACAUCCCUGUACGUUGGCGCUUAACUGCAAGGAAAGGCCAGGGUGAGGACUUUGUGCUGCCCAAGAAGGAUAAAUUAGUUUGCUGGAUUGUGAGUAACAAUAACCCUGCAACUGGAACAGCAGUAAGGGAUAACUAUUACAGAGAACUUGUCAAACAUAUUAAGGUGGAUCUYUUUGGAAARGCCUUUGCAAGAUUCUUGAGAUAUGAGGACUACUACUCAACACUCUCCAGCUGUAAGUUCUACCUCUCCUUUGAGAACUCAGUCCACAGAGACUACAUCACUGAGAAGCUUAAUGGACCACUUGCAGCAGGAACUGUGCCAGUAGUAUUGGGCCCACCGAGACAGAACUAUGAGGACUUUGUCCCGGGAGAUUCCUUCAUCCAUGUUAAUGACUUUCCCAAUGCAAAAGCCCUGGCUGAAUUCCUCCUGAAGUUGGACAAGGAUGAGGAGGCAUAUCUKCGCUACUUUCAGUGGCRUARAMACUUWUYWGCUCASCRACAUCUGGUUCAACUGAGUCAAGAGUUCAUCCAAGCUAUUUGUUAUGCCUGUGACCAUGUAGGAAAACAUAAGGAGUACAGGGUUGUUCACGAUAUUUACAAAUGGCAUUUUGGUUAAUCAGUCACUUACACCCUCUUCCGUGUAUGUCUAUUACCACCAUAUUAUCCUGUCAAUGUACCAUGUUCCAAGGUGGAAUUUGGUCACAACCAGCAACCCACCAUAGCAAUGUUCUCACAGUGCCUUUAUGACCUAUUAUCUGUGUACACCCUACCUGUAGGAGAAGUGUACCUGGAUGYCGACCGGUUGUAGCUAGGUUAAGUGCCCGUUGUAAAACUAUGACACCCGGAACCAUCUUAUGCAACAACAACCUCUGCGUUCUUUCCUGUUUGAAAUACUACUUGAUUGUUUUAUAUCUUUUACAUGUUUUUUUKGAGCUGAAAUAAUGAUGUAAUAAAGUGAUCAAUGCAAUUAAAAUUGUCCAUGAAAUGAGACAGUUACACAUCAUAGAGACUUGAAACUGAGUUUGGCUUGAAGAGCAGCUGCAGUGUACUGUAAAACAUCCUAUAAAUGCUAUGCCUCUUUUUCUAGGUUGUGAAGGUUGUUACCCCUGGAGGGAAAUGGUGUUUGUGUUAAAUGUAAUAUAUAUAUAUAUAUCAUUUAUUUUAACUAGGCAAGUCAGUUAAGAACACAUUCUUAUUUACAAUGACUUC
Messenger RNA from Salvelinus sp. IW2-2015, 2043 nucleotides. Its product is annotated as 4-galactosyl-N-acetylglucosaminide 3-alpha-L-fucosyltransferase 9. Gene Ontology annotation, molecular function: alpha-(1->3)-fucosyltransferase activity. Gene Ontology annotation, cellular component: membrane. Lineage: Eukaryota; Metazoa; Chordata; Actinopteri; Salmoniformes; Salmonidae. The record is from RefSeq and is a predicted model, not a curated record.